AUGUCUCCGGCCAACAUCAUCAACGGCACCGCCACUGACGCCAACGGUGUCCCCGUGCACGGCGGCUCAAUCUCAUCCGCCGGAUACGGAUUCGGCACGCUGGCUAUUCAUGCCGGCUCCGCGCCUGAUCCAGCGACGGGCGCCGUCAUCCCGCCACUGUCACUGUCGACAACAUUCAAGCAGCGUGCGGUAGGCGACUUUGUCUACGAGUACUCGCGCUCGGACAACCCUAACCGGUCGAGCCUUGAGACAGCUAUCGCAGCGCUGGAGCACGCCAAGCAUGGCUUUGCGUUUUCGUCGGGCUCAGCAACCACAGCGACCAUUCUCAACACGUUGCAGCCAGGGUCGCACGUCAUCAGCGUCAACGAUGUGUACGGCGGCACCCACCGGUACCUGAACAAGGUUGCUGGAAGUCUGGGCGUCGAGACUACCUUUGUUGAUCUGGAGAACGUGAACAACCUGCGCGAUGUGAUCCGCGAAAACACACGGCUAGUGUGGAUCGAGACACCAACCAAUCCGACAUUGCGUCUUGUAGACAUUGCCGCUGCCGGCCUAUUUGUCGUUGUGGACAACACGUUCUUGUCGCCGUAUUUCCAGACACCCCUGGACCUGGGAGCCGACAUUGUCGUGCACUCGGCAACCAAGUACAUCAAUGGGCACUCGGACGUUGUGCGCUUCCUGCAGAACGCUAUUGGCGCUGUCCCCUCGCCUUUCGACUGUUACCAGGCCCAGCGCGGUAUCAAAACACUUCACCUGCGCAUGCGCCAGCAUGCCCUGAACGCCCAACAGGUUGCCGAGUUCCUUGAGGCGUCUCCCGAGUUUGUCGACAACGUUAUUUAUCCUGGCCUCAAGUCGCACCCCCAGCACGAGCUGGCCAAACAGCAGAUGCGCGGGUUCGGCGGCAUGGUAUCGUUCCGCAUCAAGGGCGACACGCAUACUGCAGACCGUUUCCUGCAGCGCACCCACCUGUUCACGCUGGCUGAGAGCCUGGGCGGCGUUGAGAGCUUGGCUGAGUUGCCGGCGCGCAUGACCCAUGCCGGUUUGGCUCCCGAGGAGCGCCUCGAGCUGGGCAUCACUGAUAACCUCAUCCGCCUGUCUGUCGGUGUGGAGGAUGCGGAUGAUCUCCUUGCCGAUAUUGCCCAGGCUCUUAGGAGCGCUGUUGCUGAGAACUAA
Molecule: messenger RNA, 1173 nt
Organism: Kickxella alabastrina
Lineage: Eukaryota; Fungi; Kickxellomycota; Kickxellomycetes; Kickxellales; Kickxellaceae
Product: cystathionine gamma-lyase
Exons: 4
Coding region: 1-1173 (390 amino acids)
Biological process (GO): transsulfuration
Cellular component (GO): cytoplasm
Molecular function (GO): cystathionine gamma-lyase activity; pyridoxal phosphate binding
Source: RefSeq, a predicted model, not a curated record